Laccaria bicolor S238N-H82 is the source of this 2055-nucleotide messenger RNA. RefSeq names its product glycoside hydrolase family 92 protein. Gene Ontology annotation, molecular function: carbohydrate binding; peptide-N4-(N-acetyl-beta-glucosaminyl)asparagine amidase activity. The transcript is spliced from 18 exons. Gene Ontology annotation, biological process: glycoprotein catabolic process; protein quality control for misfolded or incompletely synthesized proteins; protein deglycosylation. Gene Ontology annotation, cellular component: nucleus; cytosol. Lineage: Eukaryota; Fungi; Basidiomycota; Agaricomycetes; Agaricales; Hydnangiaceae. The annotation marks the transcript as partial. The record is from RefSeq and is a predicted model, not a curated record.
UCUAAUCUCGACUAUACCGCUUUCGUGAACCCUUUCAUUGGCACAGGCGCGUUGGAGACCUUCUCCCCUGGCGCUUCGAUUCCGUUUGGAAUGGCAAAGUUUUCGACUGAUAUGACCGGUUACGCGCCUGCUGGCUACGUCACUGAUCCAACGCAGUUCAUUCGCGGUCUCAGUCCUUUACACGAUAGUGGAACUGGGUCCUCUCUAGGAACUUACGGAAAUUUUGAGAUCAUGCCUCUACUCUGUCCAGGGGGUUUCAACACUUGCACUACAAUCCUUGCAGCGCGUCAGCGGCUCCGUAAACCCAACACAGAUGAUGCAUCACCGGGGUACUUCGCGCAAACUCUGGACAACAAUAUCAAGAUGGAAGCCACUGCAACGCGUCGAGCAGGGCUCGAACGAUUUACGUUCCCUGCUGGAUCAAAACCUUAUUUCGUGCUGGACCUGGCCAAUGACCUGCCGAAUUCUUUUGCUGGUGGGGAGAUGAACAUUAACCCGGAGAAGGGGAGGAUAACGAUGGGCGGAAAAUGGGGAUCAAGCUUUGGACCGGGCAGGUUCAAUUACCAGGCGUUUGCGUGUUAUGAUCUGCUAAAUGGGGGGACGCAGAAGCUUUCGGAAUAUGGGGUAUGGACUGGUGAUACAGUCGGACUAGAUGCCAAAGGACUUGGCCAAACACACCUCAACCUCUCCCUCAACCUCAUCGGUGGCGUUUACCAAUCUGGUGCCCUCUUCUCAUACGAGAACAACCCCAGUACCGUCAACAUUCGCGUUGGAGUCUCUUUCCGAUCCGCAGACCAAGCAUGCGCCAACGCUGAAGAGGAGGUGGGCGAGUCGUCGUUUGAGGACAUCGUAGAGCAGGCACGGAAGCAGUGGUUGGAGAAGCUGAGUAAGAUUGAGAUUGACGUGGUGAAUACCCCGCCAAACGUGACGGAGAUGCUUUAUUCGUCGUUGUAUCGCGCUUCGUUGACGCCGAAUAAUGCUACUGGAGAGACCCAGGGCGUGUUUGCGGAUACGACGUCGUUCUAUUUCGAUUCGUUGUAUUGCAGCUGGGACACGUUUCGGACGUUCUACCCCCUGAUGGCAUUACACUCCCCCGUCGAAUUCGCUCAAAUCGUAGACAACUACAUAGAUGGGUGGCGUAAAAACGGAUGGAUGCCUGAAUGCCGUGCGAACAAUCUCCCUGGAUGGACUCAAGGCGGAUCAAGUGCAGACAAUAUCGUGUCCCACUUUGCUGUCAACUACCACAAUGAGGCGAAGAAAUUAGGAAUUGAUUUAGAUGAGCUUUACGCUGCGUUGGUUACGGAUGGAGAGGUUAACCCUCCAGAGUGGAAUAUUGAAGGCCGACAAGUCAAUGUUUACGAACAAUAUGGAUACGUUCCUUUUGCUGUUCUUGAUGUGUCCAGUACUGGGCGGCAGACACGAGAGGGUAGCAGAACUCUUGAGUAUGCUUUUGAGGACUUUGGUAUCCGCCAAGUUGCUCAACUCCUGGGGAAGUCCGACGACGUCGCAAAAUACACCAACCGGUCACUGUCGUAUCGCAAUGUUUGGGAUCCUUCUGUUACUAGCGAUGGUUUCAAAGGAUUCGCUCAGAAGCGCUACCCAAACGGCACAUUUGCAUACACCGAUCCCAUCGACUGCUCGCCGAAUGAUAAGAACGAUACCAGGCCAUGCUCUCUUCAAGGUAACAAUGUGAAUGGGUUCUAUGAGUCUUCCUCAUGGGAGUAUAGCUGGUAUGCGCCUCAUGACACGGCCCAUCUGGUCCAACUUAUGGGAGGGAAUGAAACAUUUGUGAAGCGGCUGGAUCAUUUCUUUGACGUAAGCCCUAUCACAAUAGCACCAGCAGGUCUUCCAGGGAACGACGACCAAGCCGCGAUGGCGUCUCUCCUUUCAUUCCAUCUUUUAGGAAUCUAUCCAGGCAAGCAGGUCCCCUCAUCAACCCAAUUCCUCGUGCUCUCACCCUUCGUGCCCAAAUACACCAUCCACAACUCGUUCUUGGGCGUUAGCACCACCGUUUCAGUCGUCAACUACGAUCCAAAAUCAAUCCAAAAGACCAUC